AUGAAGAGAGGGCUUGCUUGUUGCACCCGGGACAGAGAGAUUAGCAUCGACUUUGAUGAGCAAGAGAGGAUAAUGACAUACAAUGGACUUGAAAAUUGCAUUCUCAAUGGCCAAUCUCUCGAAAAUGAAAGCACAACAAGCAGAGGAGAUGGGUUUGCAACUGACUCACUGGAUGAUGAUGCUUCAACCUGUUCUUCAGGGAAAGAUGCUUUUGGAUCAUUCUCUUCAAAAUGGUUGACAGUGAACAGAGAUGAACAAAGACUGGAUGAAUGGGAGCCCUUAGACAGCCCCAACCAUUUCUAUGUCAAACAAAAACCAUCUUAUGUUCUUCAGAAUUCAGACGUGGAGGAAAUGAAAGAAAAAUUUUCAAAGCUGUUAUUAGGUGAAGAUGUCACAGGAGGAUACAAGGGCCUCAGCACAGCAGUAGCACUGUCAAAUGCCAUCACAAAUCUAGCAGCAACGGUUUUUGGAGAGCUGUGGAAACUGGAACCACUACCUGAAGAGAGAAAAAGCAAAUGGCGAAGAGAAAUGGACUGGUUUCUCUCCCCUACGAACUAUAUGGUUGAGCUGGUUCCUGCUAAGCAAAAUGGUGCAAAUGGUCGGAUGUUAGAGAUUAUGACCCCAAAAGCCCGUGCAGACAUACACAUGAAUCUUCCAGCUCUUCAGAAGUUGGACUCCAUGCUUAUUGAGACACUUGAGUCAAUGGUCAAUACGAGUUUUGGUAUGCAGAAGGUGGUAGCCGGGCAGAAGGAAGGAACAAAGUUUCACGUCAGAGCAAGAGAUGGUGGCUUCCAGUACCCCAAGUACAAGCUACUGGGCUGUCUGAUACAGCAAAACAGAAAUUGCUUAAUCAGGGUAGGGUGGUUCAUCAAGUAUUCAAGGCUGCCAGAUCCAUCAAUGAAAGUGUUCUGCUUGAAAUGCCUGUGCCAACUGUUGUCAGGGAUGCACUCCGAAGUUCAACUCAUACAUAUGAAGGCAUUGAGUCAACAUAUUGCUAAGCUUUGGUGCAGAUCUGGAAAAGCAAGCCUUGGUGAGGAACUAUACAAGGUCUUAACUGCAGAAACAAACUCAGCUGAGGAAAUGGUCAAUUCACUUAACCUAAAAUCUGAACACAAUGCCCUUGAGGUCAUUAACAGGCUGGAAGCUGCUGUAUUUUCUUGGAAAGAAAGAAUUACAGAACAAGUUAGUGGUAGAUCUCCUGUUCGAACAUCUUGGUCCUUCAUUAAGGACCCGUUGUCUGAGAUUGAUAAGACGGAGUCACUAUUGGACCGAGCAGAAGUACUUUUACAACAGCUGAAAACCAGAUAUCCCAACCUUCCCCAAACUUUUCUUGAUGUUACAAAAAUCCAAUAUGGCAAGGAUGUUGGGCAUUCAAUUAUGGAAGCAUAUUCUCGAGUACUUGGAAACUUGGCUUUCAGCAUACUGUCUAGAGUAGGAGAUGUUUUGCAAGAAGAUGCUUUGAACAAUCCCAAUUCAUUUACAGCAUCAAGUUACUUUCCAUGGAUUAAUAUCAGCCAUAACUCUUCAUUGGCUGGCCAAAACAUUAGAUACUCAUUCAUUCAUGGGAACAAGGGGGAUCGCCGACAUUCUGAUUCGACUUUGAGUACUAUCGACUUAGAAUUUUCGUACAGUGUGGCUAAAGACAGCCCUGUGACGGCAACACCAAGUCGAGCACGGGUAUGGUGCAUUGGUAGAGAGGCUUGUGUGAGUGUUUCCCCUACAAACUCCCCUUGA
Prunus armeniaca (apricot) is the source of this 1734-nucleotide messenger RNA. Lineage: Eukaryota; Viridiplantae; Streptophyta; Magnoliopsida; Rosales; Rosaceae. The record is from the annotation of a GenBank genome assembly.